AGUCGUCAAAUUGAAUUCGUCAGUGUCGCACCAAGCAUUAUAUGUGCUAUUCAAAAAGUUCUUUUUAAAAUUAUAUGACUUGUUCGACACGUACAAUACUAUUUAGUUACACUCUACUCUUAAUGGAAAACAUUUACAUAUGUUUAAAACUGAAAUGAAAUUAAAAGCAAUAUAAAAUUUAAACUGUCGAUCCACUGUUUGUUCUGUGAAUAAUCUUGAAAUGUUUCAAUAGAAUAUCAAUAGAAAUUCAAUGCCGCAAAAACUGACAUUACGAGAGCGCGUUGUGAGAAAGUCAUAUCGUGAGAAACACUAAACCUAAAGAAUAAUACUGAAAUAUAAAAAAUAGUGAUAAAACUUCGUUUAUUCAUUAACUGAACUUAAAGGCUAGCAAAGUGUAAUUUCACGUAGAAAAUAACUGUAGGGUUUUAAACCCCAAAUGAAGUACAAGGGAUGUUAAUAUUAUGGAUGUCAAUACAUUCACAAGCCCAGGAUCAGGGGAUGAUAAUAACUCAACACUUCCCUCUUCACAUUCCUCAACACCGAUAUUAUCAAAAGAUAUAUCAUCCUCAUUACAAACAGAAAGAUUUGUUAAAUUAUUAAAUUGUGAAUCUGAAGGUAUAAAUUGGCCAACAUACUGGGGACCGGAAAUAUUUUGUUAUUUCGAGAAACCUACACCUGCGCAAAAUGAAACUCACCACCUGCCUUCCUAUUCAUCAGACUUUACUAAUGUUGAUUCAACUAAAGUGCCAUAUGAAAAUCAUAACAAUUAUACGAAUUUUAUCUACAGUUUCAUGUCCUCGAUAUGGGAAAAAGCGAAUAGCACUGUCAGAAAUAUUUCAUCUGAAUCAAUGAUGACGAACGUUAUGGAUACGAUAUCAUACACAUGUAAACUGGAUACCGUAAAUAAUUCAGAGGCUAUUUACCAAUGCAAAAGUAAAAAUCUGUCCAAAAAAUUUGCAGAGUUUAUAAAUGGGAGUAUACAAAGUACUAUCGACAAUUGCAUUUAUAAUACAACAGUUGCUGUUAAUAGUGUUGCAAAUCCUGUGUCUGAACUAGAAGUUUUAUUGCCACAAUCAUUUUCAAAUGCUACAAUUGGAAUAGUUAAUGAGUGUGUCAGUAAUGUAAAUCAAAUACUGAAUUGCAGUAAUUUGAACUUGAACAACUCUAUUUUUGAAAAUGAACCGUUUAAUUUCUCCGAUUAUAGUUCGCUUUUUUUGAAACCGAUUCAAUGCUACUUAAGUUUAACAAUCACACCAACAUUUAUGAACAGCAAUAUUGAAUUUUUUGAUCCAUCAAAUGACUUUCCCACGCUAUCUUCAAACAUCGCAUCAACGCCAUCAACAGACUUUCCUCUUAGGGUAUUCAACCGAAAUUACGAUUGGAGCUUUCUGUUUGUGAUUAUCUUCAUUUUUGCCGGUGGUUUAGGAAACAUCUUAGUUUGUCUCGCCGUAGCUCUAGACAGAAAACUACAAAAUGUCACCAAUUACUUUUUACUCUCUUUGGCUAUAGCAGAUUUAUUAGUCAGCCUCUUCGUUAUGCCGUUAGGAGCAAUACCUGGAUUUCUGGGUAAUUAUAAGCAUAAGGUAUUGGCCAUUUGGUUUAACGUGGUGCAAUAUUUAUGUCACUUGUGAUGUUCUUGCGUGUUCGGCCAGUAUAUUGCAUAUGUGUUUUAUAAGCAUUGGCAGAUAUUUGGGGAUCAGGAAUCCAUUAGCCACCCGACACAGAUCCACAAAGCGAUUGACUUGCAUCAAAAUUGCAUUAGUUUGGGUCAUGGCUAUGCUCGUCUCAAGUUCAAUUACAGUAUUAGGGAUUAUAAACGAAUCAAAUAUUAUGCCACAAGCACGCGUGUGUGUCAUUAACAACAGAGCUUUUUUCGUUUUCGGUUCCCUUGUGGCUUUUUAUAUUCCUAUGCUUUUGAUGGUCUCAACAUAUGCCCUUACAGUACAAUUGUUACGCAAAAAGGCGCAAUUUGCAGCUGAACAUCCAGAGAGUGAAGUCUUCAGGAGGCUUGGUGGUCGUUUCUCAAGUAAAACUCAAUCUCAACAAAUAUCCGGCACUGACACAAACCAAAAAUAUAAUUCAGUGUCAGUAAUUGGGCAGAUUAAAAGAUCAUCAAAGCAUAAUUCAAGAACAACGAAUUCUGUCAGUAAAAAAAUAAUUACACAUUCACACUCUCAACAAAUAUUAUCUUGGAGAAGAUCAGAAAAUAUCACAACAUCCAGCGAAAACAAUAUAAGUACAUCGCAACCACACUUGGAUUACAGCAGAAACAACCACAAAAACUUUGUGCUAAGAUCUACAAGAGCAGCCACGUGCGAUCAAAGUACACAAACUCCCGCAUAUACCACACAAGGAAGCAGACAAAACAGAUUAAGAUCAUUAAAGUUACACUUUAAUAGUGUCACACCCACUAGUAUUAAUUGGAAUUUAAGCAGAUUAUUUGGCAGCCGGAAUAGAAGAAAUGAUUUAUCCGCGAAUGCAGUUGCUAAUGAGCAGAAAGCCACAAAGGUCCUUGGUGUUGUAUUCUUCACAUUUGUUUUAUGCUGGUCUCCCUUUUUUAUCCUCAAUAUCAUAUUUGCCGCUUGGCCAAACUGCCACGUACCUGAAAAUGUUGUUGACAUUUGUCUAUGGCUAGGAUAUGUCUCUUCAACUAUUAAUCCCAUCAUAUAUACUAUUUUCAACAAAACUUUUAGAGCAGCAUUUAUACGUUUACUGCGUUGUAACUGUCAAAGGUCCGGACGAUCACCACGUUACACAUCCGUAAUGGACAACAGAGGCGCUGCCAGCUUGUGCGGCCCUUCCACAUUGCCUUUAGCUAUUUCUUUACAAGGCGCACCAUUGCUUACACAAUCAACCACCACACCAUUAAACGAUUUCCGAGGUAGUUAUACAAUCACAGACGAUGAAUGUUAGAGCAAUUUCUACUUCUGCAGGAGCCCUAUUAACUUGGUACACUACCAAAGCACCGCCACAUAGCAACUGAUACUCAUUAUAAUAAGAAAUGAUGUUUGUUUAAGAAUUUUUGUGUAGUUUCAAAUUAAGAAUUCUUUAUUAAUAAAAUUGUAUAGGGAUAAAUUUUUUGUUAUAUUAUUUACUCAUUUGAAUAAUUAAAAAAAUACAAUAAUCCUAUAGCACUAUAUAUGUUACUUAAAGAGAUGGCAAAGCGUCCCAGCUUUGCGGAAUGCUCGAACUCACGAGAUAGAGCUCACCGUGAAUUAGCUUUUUGCAUAAUCUUUCGGAAUAACUGAUCUACUAGAGAUCAAAUUGAUUCAUAAAUCACAAAAGCAUUUCAAAAUCAAAAAAUCGGUACUUAAUCGAUUCAUUACCGAUGAAGACCGAUUCAGCCGGGUUCUAAUUUGCAAUACUUUUCUAAAAAAAUCCAAAUUUAACCAAAAAUAAAAAUGAGCCUUCCAAAGUAUUUGACUUUUAACCUUCAAUAAUUCAAAAUGGCGAAUUUUCCGGUCAUAGGUAUGUUUAGGCGAAAUAUUCGCCUGAACCAGCUCUAAAACAUAUCCAAAAAUCAUUGAAAAAGCUUAGGCCAAUUUUGAGAAAAAUUGAAAAAAAAACAUUAUUUUUAGGGAAUAUUAAUUAUUGGGGAUGUAAAAUUAUUCAAAAAUCGGUACUUAACCGAUUCAUCGCUGAUGAAGACCGAUGCAGCCGGGUUCGAAACUGCAAUACCUUUCCAAAAGAUCCAAAUUUAACCAAAUCGGUUGAAAAAUGAGCCUUCCAAAGUGUUUGACCUUUGACCUUCAAUAAUUCAAAAUGGCGAAUUUUCCGGUCAUAGGUAUGUUUUGGCGAAAUGUUUGUCUGGACUAGCUCUAAAACAUAUCCAAAAAUCAUUGAAAAAUCUUGGGCCAAUUUUGAGAAAAAUCGAAAAAACUUUACUUUUAGGAAAUAUCAAUUAUUAGGGAUAUAAAAUUAUACAAAAAUCGGUACUUAACCGGUUCAUUACCGAUGAAGACUGAUGCAGCCGGGUUCGACAUUGCAGUACCUUUCCAAAAAAUCCAAAUUUAACCAAAUCGGUUGAAAAAUGAUCCUUCCAAAGUGGUUGAACUUUGACCUUCAAUAAUUCAAAAUGGCGAAUUUUCCGGCCAUAGGUAUGUUUGGGCGAAAUGUUCGCCAGGACCAGCUCUAAAACAUAUCCAAAAAUAAUUGAAAAACCUUUGGCCAAUUUUUUGCAAAAUUGGAAAAACCUCAUUUUUGACCUAUUUUUGAGGGAUAGGGAACGUACAAAAGGGGAGGGGGGAAGUAAAGAGGUUGGGUGCGAGAUAAUGUCAUUUGAGGAGGGGUUAUCGAAGACCGGAAGUCGAUAUCUCUUACCGUUUAAGCUCCAGAACAGUGAGAAGUUGAAAAAAAGUCGAUUAUAUAACUGCUCUCUCUUUGAGUUCGAGCAGUAAUAAAAUUAAGAAUUUGUAAACAUAGGAACAACAGUAGAAGUAGAUAGUUGAACAACACUAGAAUCGAGCUAGAAAACUUAUGUUUCUUUUUGUAAUCAAAUAAAAAAGACUGCUAAUAUGUA
Molecule: messenger RNA, 4519 nt
Organism: Phlebotomus papatasi
Lineage: Eukaryota; Metazoa; Arthropoda; Insecta; Diptera; Psychodidae
Product: 5-hydroxytryptamine receptor 2B-like
Exons: 9
Coding region: 1663-2913 (416 amino acids)
Biological process (GO): chemical synaptic transmission; G protein-coupled receptor signaling pathway, coupled to cyclic nucleotide second messenger; serotonin receptor signaling pathway
Cellular component (GO): dendrite; membrane
Molecular function (GO): G protein-coupled serotonin receptor activity; serotonin binding; neurotransmitter receptor activity
Source: RefSeq, a predicted model, not a curated record